Messenger RNA from Trifolium pratense (red clover), 1313 nucleotides. Its product is annotated as probable pinoresinol-lariciresinol reductase 3. The coding region runs from base 112 to 1041 and encodes 309 amino acids. Lineage: Eukaryota; Viridiplantae; Streptophyta; Magnoliopsida; Fabales; Fabaceae. Gene Ontology annotation, molecular function: oxidoreductase activity. The transcript is spliced from 5 exons. The record is from RefSeq and is a predicted model, not a curated record.
ACUCUACUUUCUUACUCAUUCUUGUUGUGUUCAUAAAUCAUAAGUACGGAGACACCGUUACUCUCAAUAGAUUAAUGUUUCAUAGGUACGUAGGUUGUUGUAUUGUAUAGAAUGAAAAUGACCAAAAUUUUGAUAAUUGGUGCCACGGGAAGUCUCGGUUACCAUUUAGCAGAAACAAGUCUCAAAUUUUGUCACCCAACAUUUGCUCUUAUUAGAGAUUCUGCUUUUUCCGACCCAAUCAAAUCCCAUAAACUUCAAUGUCUUUCCAAUGCCGGAAUUACCCUUCUCAAAGGUUCUCUCCAAGAUGAAACAAGCCUGGUUGAAGCUGUCAAAUUAGUAGAUGUUGUAAUUUGUGCUGUUUCAGCUAAACAGACUCUACAGCAAAAGCUUCUCAUCAGGGUUAUCAAACAACUUGGUUCUAUCAAGAGAUUCAUCCCAUCUGAAUUUGGCUCAGAUCCUACCAAAGCUAAAGUAUGUGAACUUGAGGAUGGCUAUAAUUUCUAUGCACCCAAAAUUGAAAUCAGAAAACUCGUGGAAGCUGAAGGCAUUCCACAUACAUUCAUAUCCUGCAAUUUCUUUAUGAAAGUUUUGCUUCCUUCUCUUGUUCAACCAGGCUUAAAAUCUCCUCCUAGGGACAAAAUCACGAUAUUUGGUGAUGGCAAUACAAAAGGUGUGUUUAUGCAGGAAAGUGAUGUUGCUGCUUUCACUAUCAAUGCAGUUGACGAUCCUCGCAUGUUGAAUAAAGUUUUGUACUUGAGACCUCCAGGAAAUGUUUGUUCUUUGAAUGAGUUGGUUGAGAUUUGGGAAACUAAAAUAGGGAAGAAGCUUGAGAGGUUGCAUGUCUCAGAAGAAGAGCUACUUGAGAAAAUCAAAGCAACAACUUUCCCUGCAAAUUUCGAGAUGCUUUUUAUAUAUUCAGCUUUCAUAAAGGGAGAUCACACAUACUUUGAUAUUGAAUCAUCAUCUGGUGCGAAUGGUACUGAACUAUAUCCACAGCUGAGAUAUACCACAAUCAGUGAAUUUUUAGACACACUUGUGUAGACUUUGUUUUUAGUAUUAACUGUCUAGUUCCCAGGAGAAUGGAAACCCUGGUAAUCCAGAGUUCGACCAUCGUAGACUUUGUUUUCAGUAUUAACCCUCUGGUUCCCAGGGGAAUGGAACCCUGGUAAUCCAGAGUUCGACUGUGUGUAGACUUUGUUUUCGGUAUUAACCCUCUAGUUCCCAGGGGGAUGGAACCCUGGUAAUCCAGAGUUCGACCAUGUGUAGAUUUUGUUUUGGAUGUUUGGAAAAUGAACACAUAUUUGCCUUGAAAA